This is a messenger RNA of Parnassius apollo (apollo), 498 nucleotides long. NCBI's taxonomy places the organism in Eukaryota, Metazoa, Arthropoda, Insecta, Lepidoptera, Papilionidae. The record is from the annotation of a GenBank genome assembly.
AUGGAUACGCUAGCUGCCACUUACGACACCUUGCUUUACAAGAGAGCAGAUCCACGGGUCAAACACUGGUUCCUGAUGACGUCACCGUGGCCUUUAAUUUCCAUUAUAGCCGGAUACUUAACGUUAAUAAAAAUUAUACUGCCAAAGUACAUGAGGAAUCGUCCACCAUACGAGCUGAAGAUUGUCAUCAAAUGGUACAAUAUAGUUCAGAUAGUGGCCAACGCCAUCGUCGCUUGGGGAAUACUGACAUCGGGAUGGACAACGACCUACCACUUCGGCUGCAUGCUCCCUGAUUACUCCAUGAACCCUGAAGCAGUCAGAAUGCUGCGUUUUAUGUGGUGGACUAUUAUCCUCAAAUCCAUGGAGCUGAUCGAGACGACUUUCUUCCUGCUGAGGAAAAAGGAGCGACAGGCCUCUUUCCUCCACAUCUACCACCACGUCAGCUCGCUAAUUAUCAUAUGGUUGGGCACGAAGUAUGUGGGAGGUGAGUUUGAAUGA